UACGCCUCGGUCAGGCCAGCAAGCCAUAUAAACCUUUUCUACCGACUUCUUAUUCUCCCCAAGAGGGCUACUUAAAGGAGGGUGAAGACAUGCUAAGCAUUAAAGAAUUAUGGCGGAAUGUGGCUGAUUAUUCAAAAAGGAAGGAAGAGAACCAUGAGCGACCCCAGACCACUCAGUUAGAUGAUGGCAGCAUUAGGGACACUCGGAAAGAGGGGCUUUUCCAGCACUUUUAUCAAGUGGUUCAGAAAGAACGUGACCGAGAAAGGCCUUCAGAUUGCGUCAUUGUUUAUAUCAACAACGAACAGAGGGAAUAUGCAACAGGCAUAGGUCAUCGGUUGCAGGAUCAUGACCUUGUGGUGGAAAUGAUUCACCUCUCCUCUGAGUCGAGCCUUAUUCUAAUGUAA
Messenger RNA from Nyctereutes procyonoides (raccoon dog), 404 nucleotides. Its product is annotated as nuclear receptor coactivator 5-like. Bases 90 to 404 code for a protein of 104 amino acids. The record is from RefSeq and is a predicted model, not a curated record. NCBI's taxonomy places the organism in Eukaryota, Metazoa, Chordata, Mammalia, Carnivora, Canidae. The transcript has 6 exons.